AUGCGGUUGACACAAUACCGGCAGCGGCACCGACGGACGGAGGCGGGGCAAUUGUGUGCAGCGGCGUUUGUGCGUGAUAAGCAACGGUUCACGGACUGUACGGCGACUUUGGCACCGGAUGGGGCGACGGUAGGGAAAGAGUGGUGCUAUGUGGAAGCUCAAUUCAACGUGGGCGGAGCGGAGCCGAUUUGGGGCUUCUGUCGACCGGUUAUAGAUUAUGACUAUGUGAGGUUGGCGGCUAUGGAAUCUUUACGUACACGUGUGGAUGAAGUAACACGACUGACUGCAAAAUUAGCCUCAGACAAGGCUAAGAUCGAUGACGUACUUGACCGCUUCGAGAAGGUCUGCGCUCAUGAUGUGCCUGAAAUCCAGAUGAAGCUGACUCAAAUGGACCAACUGUUGGAACAUGGACUGCAUGCACUCAGUGGCGCCGAACAGGCUGCUGGUUCCAUCGCUUCUCUUGACGCUGCUCUCGAUGAAAUGGCCGCGGCUGCCGAGGAAGAUGCGAUCCAGGCUCUUAACGAUCCCAAAAACUGUCGUGCACUCCGCGGGUACGAAGACGAAGGAGAGCCAGACGGACUACUAGGUGUUUACUUCCCUACUCCCACUUUUUCUUGCGCAGGUGGAGCCGCUAAACAGGUCCGACUCGAUCCUACAAUUGAUUUUGCCUGGACCGCCAGACCCCCCGCUCCUGGUAUCUCCUAUGAAGCGUUCUCUGUCCGCUGGGAGGGCUAUCUGGAACCGCCCGAAUCUGGCGAAUACCGCCUCUAUCUCGAAACUACCUGCGGCGGUCGCGUCUUUGUCAACAAACGACUUCUUAUCAACGACCGAAUGCCAGACACCGGCGGCAGUGCAAUCGCCGACGCGACCGGCGGCGAGGUCCCGCUCUUGCCGCCCAGCGGCGUGAGCGGGCUGCGCAAGACGCAAAGCGCACCGCUCAUGCUCACCGGCGGCCAAAAGAUCCCAUUGCGUGUGGAAAUGCUACACAGUGCACACCUGCUGUGGCAGGACGAGGAAAGCUCAGUCGUGAAGCUGUCGUGGUCCUCUAGUCGCAUACCGGAGCAAGUCAUCCCGCGUGACUUCCUAUUCUCCAGUCGCCAACAACCGGUACUGAAACUUUCACACUUGCCUGCGGGCACGACAGAUCUGCAACUGCUCGUGCCCGGCGUGGCACCGUUUCUGGAGGACGCGAAGGUCACGGUGGGCGAUCUGCCGCCUGAAUUGGAGAACGCCAAGUUGCUCCGCAUGAGUCGCUCCGUGCAGGAGGCGAUGGUGAGUGCGAGUGAACCGCUCGAGUUCGCGACCAAUGUGCCCGCGCGACUCUUCGUGGCGCACCCCAACUCGGGAGUUGAUAAUCCCCCGCUCGAGUCUUGCGGGCGCAACGUGAACUUUGCACCGUACGCUACACCCUACUCCGAUGCGCAGGGACUGGACGUACUCGGGUUAUAUGCAACGCGCACAGGUCGCGAACGACGCGCCAGUUCGGUGGACUAUUUCACCAUCCAGGUCGCCACACUGGGCACAGCUGGUGGUUACCGUUUCAAGCUGAUGUCUGCGCCGUUCCUGGUCUUCUUGCAAGCGCUGCCGGCAACCUGCGACGGCUGCGACGGCGAGGUCCGUGUCCUCUCUGACCCUUCUGACCCCACCUCGCCCUUCCUCUCCUGCGCCGCCAGCUCGACCGCUUCCGAUGUGUAUAGCUGUGAAUACGCACUCAACCGUCUUCACCGCGACGAUCGACUCACGACCUGGAAAACUGCCCAGGGCCGCGCAGUCGGAGAGUGGCUGGAAAUCAACUUCCGCGAACGCGUUCGCCUCUCCAGCAUCGUCUUCAAGCCACUCGACGACCCGCUACAGUGGCCGUCCGAACUGACAGUAUUCUUCGAACCCGGUGGCAGCCACGCCGUGGAGCCGCAAAAGUUCGACCUGGUCUACAGCGCUGAUCUCGCGCUCCUCAAGUACACUCUGGCUCCCGUCACAACGCAAUACGUCCGCAUCGAAGUCAGUGGAAUGUAUGCCGCCACCGCUAGCACCGGCGGAAGUCUGGAGGUGUACGGUUCCGUCUGCGACCAAGGGGAAGCUGACCUCGCUAACCCAACGGGUGCACUGGCUGUAGAAGUUGACGCCUUUGCCGUGGAUACCUGUCUUGCAACUGCGCUCGAACUACCGGAUCUGCAUCCACUACGUCCCAACCUGCUCGCGGACGUCGAUUGUCCCGGAACCUGCGACCCCACCACCGCCGCUGGCCGCGUCUUUGGGGUAGGCGUCUACUCCGCAGAUUCCGCCAUAUGUCUCGCAGCCGUGCACAGUGGUGUCUGCGCCAUGGACGGCGCCGAAGUCUGCGCCGUCACCCUCAUAAAAGAACGGGAUCAUCAGCGGACUCCACGGCGCAGCAGACCUCAGCUUCGUCGUACAACCACGCUCCGCCACGGCCAACCGAUCUCAGGCCACUGA
Molecule: messenger RNA, 2451 nt
Organism: Gregarina niphandrodes
Lineage: Eukaryota; Apicomplexa; Conoidasida; Eugregarinorida; Gregarinidae
Product: putative LCCL domain protein
Exons: 2
Coding region: 1-2451 (816 amino acids)
Source: RefSeq, a predicted model, not a curated record